Bradysia coprophila is the source of this 901-nucleotide messenger RNA. RefSeq lists its product as uncharacterized. NCBI's taxonomy places the organism in Eukaryota, Metazoa, Arthropoda, Insecta, Diptera, Sciaridae. The record is from RefSeq and is a predicted model, not a curated record.
CACACACUUUAUCAGAGGUACUUUAUCUCGAUGAAAGUGUAAAGUGAUUCUUAUAAGUCAUAAAAUGUUGAGUUGUAAUGCAGUUGUCGGUUUAAUUGUGGCAGCCGUCGUUUAUGGCACUGCCCACAGUAUCGUUGUGAGAUCACACUACGAAGAAACCAUCUCCUAUCGCCGAAAUCCAGAGUGUGCACCGAGUACUUUGGACAAGGGCAUUAAAUGUGCUGACAUCGGAGAAACAAUGACGGUUCGAGGAGGUCUUUAUUCCAAUUACGAACUUCACUAUGUGCCGCUAGCAUCAGCGUAUUACGUGGCAAGAAUGGCAGAUGCUUUGGGAUAUCAAAGGGAAUGUCCGUCAAACACCACCUUCCUUCGAGAUUUGGACAUUCAAACACCUUGGAGUGGUACUCAUGGUGCUAUUGCGAUAGAUGCCACAUGCGGCUUGAACGAUCUGAUCCGUAGAAAAUGCACUUUCCCAACUGAUGUUUACCCCUUUCUUUGCACUGGAAUCAGUGGCACUCCGGGAACGUACGGGAGAAGACUCGAAACACUAUCCUACAACAGUAUACUACAGGGUGACAACAACAGAUGGGCCCUGUUCGUUCAUUGCUGGCGAGCCAAGACUCCACAGAAUCCAGAAUCGAACGAAAUCGCUACAUCAUUUAAUGUGUUCAAUUUGGAUCCCGUAUUUACUAAAGCCGACAGAACUAAAGUCAUAAAUGAAUUGAAACGGCGUGGAUUUAACACCGAUCCGAAGAAUCUUAUUGAAUUCGAUUAUGAUGGUACGCCAUGCAUGUGCAAGUAAUCUGAGGCUCCGAGGGUUUUUUUUUUGUAAUUAAUUGGAGUGUCGUGGUUGCAUGAACUUCACUUGCAUUGCACGAUUCUGUAAUAAAAUUCUGACCUU